AUGUCCGAGAAAGCAGAGAAGGCCAAGCCGUGGACCGACACUGAGAAGAUGGGUCUCGUCUUCCAGAUCCUCGAGAAGUUCGGCACGAUCCCAUGGGACGACAUCACGUUGCCCGAGGGUCGUACCAAGAAGGCCUGCGUCGUCAUGAUCGACAAGGAGAAGCAGAAGGUCAAGAAGGCUCGUGGUGAAGGGUCUGAGGCUGGGGCGACGCCGAAGAAGCGCAAGGCGGAGGGCGAGGCUACCCCCAAGAAGGCUUCCCCGAAGAAGAAGGCUACCAAGUGGGACCAGAAGGCUGUCUCUGCUGAUGACGAUGAGGCUGGGUCCGAGGUCAAGGCCACGCCGGAGGUCAAGGCGGAGGAGGAGGGCGAUGAUGUGGCCUAG
Messenger RNA from Saxophila tyrrhenica, 381 nucleotides. RefSeq lists its product as uncharacterized. The record is from RefSeq and is a predicted model, not a curated record. The coding region runs from base 1 to 381 and encodes 126 amino acids. Lineage: Eukaryota; Fungi; Ascomycota; Dothideomycetes; Mycosphaerellales; Extremaceae. The transcript has 3 exons.